Molecule: messenger RNA, 1575 nt
Organism: Dendroctonus ponderosae (mountain pine beetle)
Lineage: Eukaryota; Metazoa; Arthropoda; Insecta; Coleoptera; Curculionidae
Gene: Mocs2B
Product: molybdopterin synthase catalytic subunit
Exons: 6
Coding region: 374-1405 (343 amino acids)
Biological process (GO): Mo-molybdopterin cofactor biosynthetic process
Cellular component (GO): cytosol
Molecular function (GO): molybdopterin synthase activity
Source: RefSeq, a predicted model, not a curated record
AGAGUAUUCUAGAAUUUUGCAAGUCAUGAAAUAACAUUUGCUUAUGUAACCGAGUUAUCAUUGUGUCUGUGAUCUAUAGCUGGAAUGAGAGUGAAAGUUAAACUGUUAUUAUUCGCUCAAGCCAGAGAUCUAGCUGGAAAGGCUGUAGAUAUACUGGAUGUACCUCGAUCAAUUAGUUGUUAUAAUUUGCUGCAGAUUAUCGUUGAUCAGUAUUCGUUGCAAGAGAUUCGGAACAACGUUUUGUUGUCUUUGAAUGAGCAGCUCUGCCACAUUGAGGAUAAUUUAGAGUUGCAAAACGGCGACGAAAUUGCAGUGAUUCCACCUCUAAGCGGUGGUUAAACAGUUCCAAAUCCAGUCGCAUUGAUAGUCUGUAAUGGCUAAUUUCCUGGCUUUUAAAACAGACAAACUUGGGGUGGAAGAAGUGACUGGUUUGGUUAGUGCACCUUCAUGUGGAGCAAAUUCAAUCUUUGUGGGAACAACUCGAGAUAAUUUUAACGGGAAAACAGUGACAAAUCUUGAGUAUGAGGCUUAUGAUUCAAUGGGAAUAAAAGCAAUGGAAACAAUAUGUCUGGACAUGAGGAAAAAGUGGCCUGAAGUAGUAAAUAUCGUCAUUCAUCAUAGGUUGGGCGAAGUUCCUAUAAAGGAGGCUAGUGUAAUAAUUGCAGUGUCUUCGCCGCAUAGAGAAGAAGCCUUAAAAGCCACAGAAUUUUGUAUUAACAGGUUGAAGCAAUCCGUCCCAAUUUGGAAGAAGGAAAUAUACUCAGAUAGUGACGCUGCUUGGAAAGAAAACAAAGAAUCUGCCGUCAUGUCAUACCCCCCUAAAAGAAAAAAGCAUGAGUUUUCGAUAACUCAAGAAGUACAAAAUGAUUAUUUUCCCCCGCAUUUAAUACAAAUCAAAGCCGCAAAUGAGGAAUUGAAUAUUCGAAUAGAGAAGUUCAUGGAGCGGAAAAGAGCUGAUAUUAAUGCACACAACAAUACCGAAUUUUUUCAAAGAGGCAGAGAACCAGAGUUUAGUUGUGCUAGAAUUGACGCGAUAGUGGUGAAGAGAAAAGACUCAAAUAGUCAUCUACAAGUGGAAAAGGUUUUGAACAGCUACCAAUAUCGCGACCAGAAAACUUUUGAUUACCUGAAACGAUAUAUUCCAUCCAAUGGUAUAGACGAACGGCUACAAUCUUUGGAGAGUCAACUAAGUAUGGACAAGGCAGUACCGAAAAAUGUGUACCAAAGGAUAAAACAUUUGGAGGACCGUCUGCUUCAUUUAGAAAGUUUAUCACCUGAAUAUUUACAAUUCUGGGACAAAACCAGUGUGAUGUCUACAAAAUCUAUGAAAAAGCGAACAUUCGAGCUAAGUGAAAUAGAUGAACUCACUGCCGAAGUGGAGCGAAAAUGUCCGAAAGCAUGUUAAGACGCGUGCCGUUAGAAAACAAAACAAGACUAACAGUAACGUAUUUUUUUAUAUAUUUAAGCAAUACAUUUAUUUUAUCUCACAUUUCUAGUUAUAUAACUAGAAAUUUGCUUUCUUUUAUAUAGAGUAUAAUUGUUACUAUCAUGAGUAAACGGCGUAACCAUUUUUAA